AAAUAAAAACGUUUCUCCUUCUUCUAUUUCCCUCCACAACAAACAAAUAACCUCUUACCAACUCUUUUCUUCGUUUCUAUUUGUUUUCUUCUGUCUCAACUCUCUGUGGCAAUUUUAUUCAUAAAAUUUUAUCAAAAAUCUUAAACUGUUGGGAAAAGUAAACCAACAUGUUUUUUCUCAUGUCAAGAAGCUUCAAACAUGUAUCUUUGUUCUUCUUUUUGUUCAUUGCUUUCUCAAUGUUUGGAUCCAACUCUCAACUAUUACCACAAGAUGAAGUGAAAUUGCUACAAACAAUAUCAGACAAGGUACAUAACUUGAAUUGGAAGGUUACACAACGUUCUUGCAAUGGGGAUAAAGGAUUUGGUAACAAGAUUAUUGUUGGAGAUCAAAUUACAAGAAAUGUCACGUGUGAUUGUUCAUUCAAUGCUAGCACUGUUUGUCAUGUGACAAUGAUCUCGCUGAAGGGUCUCAAUAUAUCUGGAGUUUUUCCUAGUGAAUUUGGAAAUCUCACUCAACUCACAAUACUUGAUCUAACUCGGAAUUAUCUAAAUGGCUCAAUUCCAAAGAGUCUUGGUCGCCUCCCACUUGUCAGAAUGUCAUUUUUGGGAAAUCGACUUAGUGGUCAAAUUCCCUCAGAAAUUGGUGAUAUUGUCACCCUGCAAGAACUGAAUUUUGAGAAUAAUCGACUUGAAGGGCCUCUUCCUUCCAGCCUCGGAAAUUUGAAGAACUUGCAGAGAUUCAUGCUUUCUGCGAAUAAUUUUACAGGAUCAAUACCAGAAACAUUUGGAAAACUAAAGAAUCUCACUAAUUUUAGGAUCGAUGGAAGCAGUUUAUCUGGAAAGAUCCCGAGUUUUAUCGGAAACUGGACCAAAAUUGAAAGAUUGGAUUUGCAAGGCACAUCCAUGGAAGGUCCAAUUCCUCCUGCUAUAUCUGUCUUGACAAAGUUGAAGGAAUUGAGAAUAUCUGAUUUGAAGGGACAAACAACAAUGAAAUUUCCUGAUCUGAAGGAUCUGCAAAGCAUGACAAGACUGGAAUUGAGAAAUUGCUUAAUCACUGGUCCUAUUCCGGACUACAUCGGUGAGAUGGAAAAUCUAAAAACAUUAGAUUUGAGCUCCAACAGAUUAACUGGUCCAAUUCCAGAUUCACUUCAGGACUUGGACUUGGAAUCAAUUAACUUCGUGUUUCUGACUAACAACUCUCUGAGUGGAACAAUUCCAGGAUGGAUAGUGAACAACAAACAGUACUUUGAUUUAUCUUUCAACAAUUUUACUGACGCUGCUACAUCUAGUUGCCAGCCCUUGGAUGUAAACUUAGCUUCCAGUGUCUCUCCUUCAUCAAACACUUCAUUGUCUUGUUUGAAGAUGAACCUUCCUUGUUCGGGAAACCCUCGGUAUCAUUCACUCUUCAUAAAUUGUGGAGGACCUGCAACUGAAUUUGAAGGCAAUGAAUAUGAAGCCGACGAACAUUUACGUGGAAUUUCGACUUUUUUUCCUAGUGAUGAUGGAAAAUGGGCAUAUAGCAGCACAGGAGUAUUUCUUGGAAAUGAAAGAGCUGAUUAUGUGGCAAGAAAUACGUUCUCUUUGAAUAUCAAUGGUUCUGCAUACUACCAAACAGCCCGCAUUGCACCGAUAUCUCUUAAAUACUUUGGCCUUUGUAUGAUGAAAGGAAAUUAUAACGUGAAACUUCAUUUUGCUGAGAUAAUGUUUUCUAAUGACCAGACAUAUAGCAACCUUGGAAGGCGCAUAUUCGAUGUUUCAAUUCAAGGUUUUAAAUAUUUGAAAGAUUUUAACAUUAUGGAAGCAGCUGGUGGAGUUGGCAAGGGAAUCACUAGGGAUUUUAAUGUUGAUGUUAAUCAUAGUACCUUGGAAAUCCACUUAUCUUGGGCAGGGAAAGGAACUAAUGCCAUUCCUAUGAGAGGUGUAUAUGGACCUCUUAUAUCUGCUAUCACUGUCACCCCAAACUUUAAAAUUCCUUCAAAUGGAUUGUCUGCUGGAGCGAUUGUUGGAAUUGUGGUCGGAUCAUUGGCGGUUAUCAUUCUGAUACUCUUUGUCCUUUGGAAGAUGGGUUAUAUCUUUCGGAAGGAUCAAACAGAUAAAGAACUCCUAGAAUUAAAAACAGGUUAUUAUAGUUUGAGACAAAUUAAAGCUGCUACUAAUAACUUUGAUCCAGAAAAUAAGAUAGGCGAAGGAGGAUUUGGUCCUGUUUACAAGGGUGUACUGUCAGAUGGUGCUGUCAUUGCUGUUAAACAGCUCUCUUCCAAAUCAAAGCAAGGAAACCGUGAAUUCGUUAAUGAAAUAGGUAUGAUAUCAGCUUUGCAGCAUCCGAAUCUUGUGAAGCUUUAUGGAUGUUGCAUUGAAGGAAACCAAUUGCUGCUUGUAUAUGAGUACAUGGAGAACAAUAGUCUUGCUCGCGCUCUUUUCGGUAAACCGGAACAGAAGUUGAACUUGGACUGGAGCACGAGAAUGAAGAUAUGUGUCGGGAUAGCAAGAGGUUUAGCUUAUCUUCAUGAGGAAUCAAGGUUGAAAAUAGUUCACAGGGAUAUUAAGGCGACCAAUGUCUUACUUGAUAAGAAUCUAAAAGCAAAGAUCUCUGAUUUCGGUUUAGCCAAGCUUGAUGAAGAAGAAAAUACUCAUAUCAGCACGCGAAUAGCAGGGACAAUAGGUUACAUGGCUCCUGAGUAUGCUAUGCGGGGUUACUUGACCGACAAGGCAGAUGUCUAUAGCUUCGGAGUUGUAGCCUUAGAGAUUGUCAGCGGAAUGAGCAACACAAAUUAUCGGCCAAAAGAAGAGUUUGUUUAUCUUCUAGAUUGGGCCUAUGUUCUUCAAGAACAAGGAACCCUUCUAGAAUUGGUGGAUCCAAGUCUUGCUUCAAACUACUCACCAGAAGAAGCCAUGAGAAUGUUACAAUUGGCACUCCUUUGCACCAAUCCAUCGCCAACUCUUAGACCACCAAUGUCAUCUGUAGUUAGCAUGCUUGAAGGAAAUACACCGAUUCAAGCGUCAAUAAUCAAACGCAGCGAUAGUACAGCCGGAGCAAGAUUUAAAGCCUUUGAACUUCUAUCACAAGAUAGCCAAACUCAUGUUUCUUCAACAUUCUUACAAAAUAGUAAAGAUGGACCAUGGAUUGACUCUUCUGUAUCUUAUCCAAGUAAAGAUGAUUAUUCUUCAUCUGAUAAGCUUAUUUGAGGUUUGGUUGAUGUGUGGUUUGUAAGUUAGAGAGAUAUCAAUUCACAUUAAAUACAAAUUCUUUUGUAAAGUAUAUAUGGAUAGCAACAAUUUAGAGUGAAAACAUACUUGCAAAAAUGUAGUGUUGUAAAUCAAGCAUGUGGUUUUGAAAUGCAUAGAAGAUUUUCAUUUCUUCUUCCUAUUUGUUGAACAUACUUCUUCUAUAUAUAUUUUUUAUUUGGAAACA
This is a messenger RNA of Trifolium pratense (red clover), 3411 nucleotides long. RefSeq names its product probable LRR receptor-like serine/threonine-protein kinase At1g53430. The record is from RefSeq and is a predicted model, not a curated record. Gene Ontology annotation, molecular function: protein binding; protein kinase activity; ATP binding. The coding region runs from base 168 to 3185 and encodes 1005 amino acids. Gene Ontology annotation, biological process: protein phosphorylation. The transcript has 25 exons. NCBI's taxonomy places the organism in Eukaryota, Viridiplantae, Streptophyta, Magnoliopsida, Fabales, Fabaceae.